Molecule: messenger RNA, 3364 nt
Organism: Electrophorus electricus (electric eel)
Lineage: Eukaryota; Metazoa; Chordata; Actinopteri; Gymnotiformes; Gymnotidae
Source: RefSeq, a predicted model, not a curated record
GUUUGUUUUCCUGUACAAAGAAAAGAACGGAAAAGCCUGUUGACUUGGAACCCAGUUAAAGUCUUUCAUGGUCUUUAUAUUUCAAAUGCUCAGCCAUGAGGUCACAGCAGGAUGUGAGGUUACACCAGGAUGUGAGGUCACUGCUGCAUUAGACAGAGAGGCGCCCGUCACACCUGCUUGUCCCGCCCCUCCUCUACUGUUCCUGCACAUUUUCCCCGUGACAUGUAUCAUAGACAUGUGUGGAGCACUCAUCUCCCUGGCAACGCCCCCACCAUGAAGGGGGCGUGGCCUCAUCAUUAAGUGGAAGCGGCUGGAUGGUCCCACCUACUUUUGUCAUUACACCCCUUGGUAUUACCCUUCUGGGAUUUCUGGAUUGUUCCUUGUCUCUGCGGUAUCACUAUGGCUUUAGGACCAACGCGGCUUGGUUGGGCUUCAUGGGGGCUCCUCCUCCUAACGAUGCAGCUUUCAUAUUGGCUCCCAUCCCUCUGUCACCGGGUGGAGCCUCUACCAACAGAAUACGCCCAUUCCAUCCGCUUGGAUGGUGACAUCAUCCUGGGCGGCCUGUUCCCUGUGCACGCCCGGGGGGAGCGUGGCGUUCCGUGUGGGGAGCUGAAGAAGGAGAAAGGGAUUCAUCGUCUGGAGGCGAUGCUCUUCGCCAUCGACCUCAUCAACAAGGACCCCGAGCUGCUACCCAACGUGACCCUGGGCGCCCGCAUCCUGGACACCUGCUCGCGUGACACCUACGCACUGGAGCAGUCGCUCACCUUCGUCCAGGCGCUGAUCGAACGUGACGGCUCCGACGUGCGCUGCGCCAACGGAGACCCGCCCGUCUUCACCAAGCCUGACAAGAUCGUGGGCGUGAUCGGCGCCUCCGCGAGCUCCGUCUCCAUUAUGGUGGCCAACAUCCUGAGACUGUUCAAGAUCCCUCAGAUCAGCUACGCCUCCACAGCCCCGGAGCUGAGUGACAACACACGCUAUGACUUCUUCUCACGGGUGGUGCCUCCAGACUCCUAUCAGGCACAGGCCAUGCUGGACAUCGUCACGGCGAUGGGCUGGAACUACGUCUCCACGCUGGCCUCUGAAGGCAACUAUGGCGAGAGCGGUGUGGAGGCCUUCAUUCAGAUCUCCAGAGAAAUGGGUGGGGUGUGUAUUGCUCAGUCGCUAAAGAUUCCAAGGGAACCUAGACAAGGGGAAUUCGACAAGAUAAUUGCACGUUUGCUGGAGACGCCCAACGCACGAGCAGUCAUAAUGUUUGCAAACGAAGAUGACAUCAGACGAGUGCUGAAUGCUGCCAAACGAAGCAACCAGACAGGACACUUCCUGUGGGUGGGCUCAGACAGCUGGGGCUCAAAGAUCUCGCCGGUGGUACAGCAGGAGCUGGUGGCUGAGGGAGCCAUCACCAUCCUACCCAAGCGAGCCUCGGUGGAUGCCUUUGACCGAUACUUCCGAAGCCGAUCUCUCUCGAACAACAGGAGGAACGUCUGGUUUGCCGAAUUUUGGGAAGAAAACUUCAACUGCAAGCUGGGGAUGCAUGGAAAGAGGCCUGGAAGCCCGAAAAAGUGCACAGGGCUGGAGAAGGUGGGUCGGGACUCCAGUUAUGAGCAGGAGGGGAAGGUUCAGUUUGUGAUGGACGCGGUAUACGCGAUGGCGCACGCCCUGCACAGCCUGCACGGGGCUGUGUGCUUGGGCUCGCCCGGCCUCUGCGCCCGCAUGGCCACCGUCAACGGCAAGGAACUGCUCGACUACAUCCGCAAGGUCAAGUUUAAUGGAAGUGCAGGGACUCCUGUCUCCUUCAAUCAGAACGGGGACGCUCCCGGACGCUAUGACAUAUUCCAGUACCAGAUAACCAACAGGUCCACAGCAGAAUACAAAGUGAUUGGUUCCUGGACCAACAAGUUACACCUUGAUGUGAACAGGAUGUGCUGGCGUCUGGGCGACACCGCGCUGCCCGAGUCCGUGUGUAGCGUGCCCUGCCGGGCAGGCGAGCGGAAGAAGGUGGUGAAAGGCGUGCCAUGCUGCUGGCACUGCGAACGCUGCGAGGGCUACCACUACCAGGCAGGCGAGUUCACCUGCCAGCUGUGCCCAUACGAGCAGCGUCCUGCCCGCAACCGCACCGGCUGCCAGCCGAUCCCCAUAAUCAAGCUGGAGUGGCACUCGCCCUGGGCUGCCGUGCCCGUUCUCCUGGCACUGCUGGGCAUCGUGGCCACCAGCGGCGUAGUGAUCACCUUCGUGCGGUACAACGACACGCCCAUCGUGCGGGCGUCCGGACGGGAAAUGAGCUACGUGUUGCUGACGGGCAUCUUCCUGUGCUAUGCCAUCACCUUCCUGAUGAUCGCCACGCCCACCCUGGUGGUGUGCUCUCUCCGCCGCGUCUUCCUGGGUCUCGGCAUGUGCUUCAGCUACGCUGCGCUGCUCACCAAGACCAACCGCAUCCACCGCAUCUUCGAGCAGGGCAAGAAGUCAGUGGCAGCCCCGCGCUUCAUUAGCCCCGCCUCCCAGUUGGCCAUCACCUUCACCCUGAUCUCCGUGCAGCUGCUGGGCGUGUUCGUGUGGUUCGCCGCGGACCCGCCGCACACCGUGGUGGACUAUGGCGAGCAGCGGACCCCUGACCCGGACAGGGCACGUGGCGUGCUCAAGUGCGACAUCUCGGACCUCUCGCUCAUCUGCUCCCUGGGAUACAGCAUUCUCUUGAUGGUUACAUGCACUGUUUACGCCAUCAAGACCCGGGGCGUGCCAGAGACCUUCAACGAGGCCAAGCCCAUUGGCUUCACCAUGUACACCACCUGUAUCAUAUGGUUAGCUUUCAUACCCAUCUUCUUUGGCACUGCCCAGUCAGCAGAGCGGAUGUACAUCCAAACCACCACGCUUACUGUUUCUCUAAGUCUCAGUGCGUCUGUGUCUCUGGGGAUGCUGUACAUGCCGAAGGUUUACGUCAUCAUCUUCCACCCGGAGCAGAACGUUCCCAAACGCAAGCGUAGCUUCAAGGCCAUCGUCACAGCCGCCGCCAUGUCAGGCAAACUCACGCAGAAAGGAGGCGAUCGGCCCAACGGAGAGGCCAAGACCGAGCUCUGCGAAAGCAUGGAGACCAACACGGUGUCCUCCACCAAGACGACUUAUGUCAGCUACAGCAAUCAUGCCAUCUGAGGUGGGACAGUGUCCAGGACGGAGCCUGUCCAAUCCAGGACAUGUCAUGUCAGGCUGACUGGCAGCUGGACCCACCACAGGCAAAUCAGCAUGAGACAUUUUCUACCAUCGUGUAUCAGAACUGCAGCAAAGCAGGAGACUGAAUUACAGCACAGCCUGCACACAUACACACACACGCACGCACACAAACACACACACGCGCACACACACACGCACGCAC